AUGGAGGGAUCAGGCAGCUCAUCAGGGAUCAGGCAGCUCAUCAACGACGUCGUCAAGAGGGGGCGUACCAUCAACAACCCUUACACUAUCAUUGAGGACUUCUCCAAGGAUAUCUUAGCCUACAACUCUCGCGCAGACGGAAAAGUGAAACAUGUAGUGUGA
Molecule: messenger RNA, 162 nt
Organism: Phytophthora infestans T30-4
Lineage: Eukaryota; Oomycota; Peronosporomycetes; Peronosporales; Peronosporaceae
Exons: 2
Coding region: 1-162 (53 amino acids)
Source: RefSeq, a predicted model, not a curated record